AUGCUGUUUGAGAUUGCUAACGUCUUCCUGUUAUUGUUUCUCCUCUAUCACAUCUACUGGAAGCGGAGAAACUUACCGCCAGGCCCUACACCCUUACCAUUCGUCGGAAAUCUACUAACAAUGUUGCGGCAUGAACCUGGUUAUAGCGCUUAUGAAAUGUGGAAGAAGAAAUAUGGACCAGUCUAUACGUUUUGGAUGGGGUCUUACCCUUUUAUCAUGAUAAGCGACUAUCCCACACUGAAAGAGACAUUUGUCAAAGAUGGCGAUGCAUAUGCUGGAAAAUUCCAUUUGGAGGAAAUUACUCGAAUAUACAGAGGUGGAGCAUACGGUAUCGUGGAUACGGUAGGCGAUGUAUGGCGUGAUCACAGAAGAUUCGCGAUACAUGUAUUGAGAGAUUUCGGACUUGGCAAGAAUGGAAUGGAACAGAGAGUUCUCAUGGAAGUGGAAGCUAUGACAGAUACUUUGGAAGCGCAGCAAGACAAGGAAGUUAAUCUACAGGAUGUGUUUGAUGUGGCUGUUGGGUCAGUUAUCAAUCAAUUACUGUUUGGUUAUCGUUUCGAUGAGGAGCAUGUUGGAGAAUUUCGAGAUCUAAAAACUAUAAUCUCGGCCCAAAGGCGAGAUUUUGCACAUCCAUCUGCUAGUAUUGUCUUUCUUUAUCCAUGGCUUGGAAAGCUGCCAUACUUUAAGGAUUUACUCAAGACGCUGAUUAGUUAUCGUGACAAAUUUUACUCAUUUUUCGACAAACAAAUCUCAGAACAUAAGAAAAAUAUGAACUACGAUACAGACGAAGCACAUGAUUAUGUAGAAGCAUAUUUAAAGGAACAAAAACGAAGAGAGGCUGAAGGAGAUAAGGAAUCUUUCAGUCACAUCCAACUAACAAAUGUUUGCUUGGAUUUGUGGUUUGCUGGUAUGGAAACAACAUCGAAUACUCUCUCUUGGGGUGCAAUCUACCUCCUAAAUCAUCUAGAAGUCCAGGACAAAAUGCACGAAGAGCUGGAUCGAGUGAUCGGGUCAAAUCGAGCUAUCACAAUGGCUGACAAGAAUAAUCUACCCUACGUCAAUGCAGUAAUCAAUGUGAGUAUGUAA
Cylicocyclus nassatus is the source of this 1086-nucleotide messenger RNA. Lineage: Eukaryota; Metazoa; Nematoda; Chromadorea; Rhabditida; Strongylidae. The record is from the annotation of a GenBank genome assembly.